AUGAAUAUUUCUUCAGACCUGAUGUCAGUAGAAUCCCUCAAGAGUGUCGCGCCGACCGAGGUCGAAACUUUCCUCAAGUCGAUAUAUUUGAUGGAAAAGAACGUAAAGGAACUGGAAAGAUAUUCUCAACCAUUGGGAGCGUUGCAAAUGAGUAUGGAAGGGACGCUCGGCAACGAAGAGAAGGGAAUGUUAGCCAGGGUAUCAUCGAGUGAUACUUCGUACGAUGCUGCCAGGAUUUCUGGGGUAUACUCAUGGUACAAAUUGGGUGAUCCCAAUUGUGUGGAAAUACAAAGAGCUUUCCAUAUUCAUUCUCGCAAACAAACUGUAACUAAUCAAAUGGACAAUACGAUCUUACCCUAUGCGUCUAAUUGGUUGAGCGCCGCUUUGGACGAAAUCGUCCAAGAAACAAAUACCAUUUCCGAAAGGCACAGAGAAUUUCGUCAAGAUCCAGAGGAUUGGAAGAGGACAAGGGGGAUAGAAGGGUUAGGAAACGUACAUCAAGCAAUGAGAUCGUACAAUCAGACUCUCCGGGCCGCCAGGACUUGUUCACAAGCAUUGAUCAAUAAAAGUGUUGAUGAACUGCAAGAGUCCAAAGCUGCUAUUGUAAACUUGAGUCACAUUAUGGAUCAAGUUUAUCUCAACUGGAACGAUGAUAUUGCUCCAUACAAGUCUGAGUCGAUCCAAUUGGCCACACGAAUUUUAACUGAGCUGAAAAGCGAAUGUGAAGACUUUUUACGUUUGUUUGGAUCCGUCCCAGUGUUUAGUAUAGGUGACGAACGAUCACAUUGGGAGAGAGAACUAGCGGCAAGUGGAGAUAGGUUGACAACCCUUUACGCGUCAGCUGCAACUCAUAAGGAAGAAUUGAAAACCCUUUUCUGUAUCGUCGAGCCCAAUCAUGAGUAUCGAAAUACAUGUGAAGCCUGGGGCAAGAUCACGGCAGAAGUCAAGAACGCUUUCAAAACAUUGAGAUCCCGUGGUGCGCAAGGGUCUUCGUUGGAUUUGGAUGACUUGGCCAGUGUGCUUGACGAUCUGUAG
This is a messenger RNA of Kwoniella mangroviensis CBS 8507, 1035 nucleotides long. RefSeq lists its product as uncharacterized. The record is from RefSeq and is a predicted model, not a curated record. The coding region runs from base 1 to 1035 and encodes 344 amino acids. The transcript has a single exon. Lineage: Eukaryota; Fungi; Basidiomycota; Tremellomycetes; Tremellales; Cryptococcaceae.